GCGCAAUUAAUAUGUGUAUUUGGUGAAUGCGCACAUACGCGAUUGUGCUGGACAUGCUGAGGCUGCUGGAACAUGCCUGAUAGACAAACGGAAUAAUCAGCAAGUAGUUGAUGGGCUCGGCCAGGCGAACAGCCAUGACUGUUGCCAUCGCUUGCUAGGACAUGGGGGUCUCCUGUUCGAUAGAAGGCACGUUGGUAUCAGUGGCAUUGCCCACGAUGCCAGGAUUGUGCGAUGCCGCUUGCGAGGACAUUGGCUGUAAUAACAGUCGACCAGAAAUAACAGAUAUCACAAAACUACCGGCUGAAGAAAGAAAGGAGGAGCCCCCAAGUGAGUGGACAGAUGCUCGCUUGCGUAUGAUGUGUGGCACAUGGGGAGGGGUAGGCCACAGGGUAGCUGGCAUUUGGCAGAUUCGAUUUGGACGCAGAUUCAACGUGUGGUCCUCAAACCGACCAAGCACGAAUAUGACAGAGCACAUGCCACUACGAUUGCCCAUCUAGAAAGUCAGAGCUCUACACUAUUAAAACACAGCGUUGUUAGAAGACCAGGCAAGCAAAGUGCUGGCU
Molecule: messenger RNA, 563 nt
Organism: Linderina pennispora
Lineage: Eukaryota; Fungi; Kickxellomycota; Kickxellomycetes; Kickxellales; Kickxellaceae
Exons: 1
Coding region: 162-497 (111 amino acids)
Source: RefSeq, a predicted model, not a curated record